Messenger RNA from Beauveria bassiana ARSEF 2860, 903 nucleotides. RefSeq names its product MAGE family protein. Gene Ontology annotation, cellular component: nucleus. NCBI's taxonomy places the organism in Eukaryota, Fungi, Ascomycota, Sordariomycetes, Hypocreales, Cordycipitaceae. The record is from RefSeq and is a predicted model, not a curated record. Gene Ontology annotation, biological process: DNA repair. The coding region runs from base 1 to 903 and encodes 300 amino acids. The transcript has 3 exons.
AUGCCUCCUUCCAGGCGUCGAGCCCGACCGGCUGAGGACGAGGAAUUAGAAGGCGAUAGCACCCAAUUCGAGCAAGAGAAUGGCAACGGACCCGCAGAAGAUCCCGAAACUGGAGACGAAGCGAGUGAAAACGAAGACCCGAACCGCGCCGCAGAUGAGCAGCUGGCAAAGAAGAUGAUCCGCUACGCCCUAUCUUGCGAAUAUUCACGAACACCAAUCCGACGUGAUGGGAUUAAGGAACGAGUGCUUGGAAACCAGGGCAGAGCUUUCAAGAGAGUAUUCGCCUUGGCGCAAAAGCAGUUACGAACCAUCUGGGGAAUGGAGCUAAGAGAGCUGCCUGUCCGCGAAAAAAUGUCGCUGCAAGAGAAGCGUCAUGCCAUGAAGUCAAAUUCGCAGCCAAAGACUGGCUCUGGCGCCUACAUCCUUACCUCGGUCCUGCCCGCCGCGUACCGCGCCGCCGCCAUCAUACCGCCGUCCAGGGUCCCGUCCCUCGACGCCGAAGCCACAUAUCUUGCCUUCUACACCAUGGUUGUCUCGCUUAUUUCGCUCAAUGCCAACGACCUUAGCCACCCGAAGCUGAACCGCUAUCUCCAGCGCCUUAACGCCGACAAGAACCUCGGCAGCGAAAGGACGGAGCUGACUCUGAAGCGGAUGGAACGGCAGGGCUACGUGGUGCGAAAGGUGGACCGGCCGCCGGUUGGGCACGAAGGCGAAGUGACUGUGACUUGGCACGUUGGUCCGCGCGCAAAAGAGGAGAUUGGCAUCGACGGCGUCAUGGGAUUCGUGCGAGAAGUAUACGGCGAGCCAAGCGAUGAUCUGGAGACGAAGCUGCGGUCCAGUCUAGGAAUCAAACAACCGCGAGCUGACGGGACUGAAGAUGCAGACGGAGAUACUGUCAUGUAG